GUCCCUGUACAUGGGUAUAUAAGUCCAUCCGCGGACUGAUUUUCAAGAUGCUGACCUAAACAGGGUCCCUCAUCAUUUACUUUGAGAUGCAGUGUUUCCAGAUGAUUGCAUUAGCUGUGGCUGUGUUUGCUAUGCUAUCACCCUACACAGUGGGCUCGGUAGGGAAUGCCAGUUCUGUUGAGUUUAAUAUUUGGAAGUUUGAGGAUCAACCUUUGGUGAUGCAACUUGCUGCUGUCUACAAGGAAAUGGAACACUUCAAAUGUGAACAAACAAAUAUCAGGCAACAGCUGGAGGCCCUGAAUCAGAUGCUGACAAGCCCUAAGAAUGAGACUACAACAGAAAUAGGCAGCACUUCUCUUGUUUACCCCCCAAACCAUGGAGAGGAGGACAUUGUGUGGUCAUCAGAGGAAGAAGACUCCAUGCGACCCUUCGAUCCCUGCUUCCGCUACACUGUCCUGGACCAGCCCUGGAGGGCCACUAACACCAGCAUCAAGAACAAGAUGUGUGACCGCAACGUCAAGUGGCGAGGCUGGUACCGCCUGUUCUACAAGGGCAACAGUCUGCAGAUGCCCGAGAGGUGUGUGCCCAUGAACAAGUGUGGCACCCACGCCCCCAUGUGGCUGGCCGGGCCUCACCCGAAGAGGAGGGAUGGGAUCGUCACCCGCAAGGUCUGCGGCCACUGGAACAAGAACUGCUGCGCUUUCAAGUCCACACCCAUCAAAGUGAAGAAGUGCCAGGGCAAUUAUUACGUCUACAAGUUUACCAAACCUUCGACAUGUCACCUGGCCUACUGUGCAGAUAUCAACACCAUUGUGUGUGGAAAGUGCAGGAAAAGCGAGACCUGUGUAAGUCGAGACAAUAUAAACUGGAGGUGUAAGAAGAAGCCAAGACCCCUGAAGAGAAAAGUCCACUUCUUUGCCUCCUAUCCCGGGCCCAUCUCAGGCAAGGUGAACCGCAUCAAGUACAGGACUGUCCUUGUGAACGUUGGGCGAGCCUUCAACCGGAGGACCGGGGUGUUCCGGGCUCCUGUCAAAGGAGUCUACCAGUUCUUCUUCUCCACACAGAGUGGGAAACACGGUGUCAAGACGGACCUAUGGUUGGUGAUCAAUGGUUACUGGGUGGCUGUCUCUCACACCAAAAUCAGGAGUCCCUCCACUGUGGGUAAUCUGUCCACUUAUAUGACCUUUCUGCGCAGAGGGUCCCUGGUCUAUGUGAGCCAAGACUGUGGUAGCUCUUGGGCCACUGCUUCAUCCAAUACCAUCACAUUUGGUGGGUCACUGCUUGUUCAGUCGAAGAGGUAGACUAAAGCCAAUAUGUGUCUGUUUUCAUUUUGUAUUUGAUUCUUAUUUACAGAUUUAAUGGUGUUUCUGUCAAAACAGCAUUGCAGUUGAAAACACUUCUUCUAACAUUGAAUUUUUUUAUUUCAGUCAUUUAGCAUAGUAUACACCCUUGUCCAGAGCAACUUACAGUCAGAUGCAUGGACAUCAAUUCAAAUAAAUACUGUAUGUUGCUUCUGUA
Messenger RNA from Salmo salar (Atlantic salmon), 1518 nucleotides. RefSeq lists its product as uncharacterized. Lineage: Eukaryota; Metazoa; Chordata; Actinopteri; Salmoniformes; Salmonidae. The record is from RefSeq and is a predicted model, not a curated record. Gene Ontology annotation, molecular function: protein binding.